Molecule: messenger RNA, 3977 nt
Organism: Rhodofomes roseus
Lineage: Eukaryota; Fungi; Basidiomycota; Agaricomycetes; Polyporales; Fomitopsidaceae
Exons: 7
Coding region: 106-3852 (1248 amino acids)
Molecular function (GO): protein binding
Source: RefSeq, a predicted model, not a curated record
GUGAUUUUUCACAUUACACUCGCACUGCAUCGCUGCCUGCUAAGCUCGCAAUUGCCCACCACACUGUGCGGUCUCGCCUUCAGACUCUGAGCUCCUGCCGUCAAAAUGACUACAACUACGAUGCACUUCGGUCCAGAAUGGAUGCGCACGAAGGGCCCUGCUCGCCCUGCUCCCGAGCCACUCCUCACACCCGCUGUACCUCCUGGGACGUCUACAUACUCUGCGCUGGUAUCGCCUACGCUAAACCCACCUCCUGAACGCCGAGAUGUCUCCAACCCGUUUCGCUACUCCAAAGAGGAGAUGCUUCGCAUUUACAAGGAAGGAGGCGGUCGAGGUGGCCUGGGCUUGGAGGUGGAACGGUGGGACGGUAUUGUGCGCGAGGUGGGGUGCGAGCCGGUUGGUUUGAAGGAGAUGAGCGAGUCCGAGAAGAAGCUCUUCGCGGGUUCGCUUAACUCUGAAAUUCGUCGCCGUCAAUCGACGGAUGUCCUUUCGCCGCUGACCACCACACUUGGAGAAAGACCCAAGCUGGGCCACGCUGCGACAGCCGGCAGCCCGAUGCGCGAACGAAUGGGCGGCUUGAUGGGCCGCAGGCGUGACAGUACAGACCAACAACCACUCGGCAUCCCUCGGAAACUUUCACUGUCGUCCAUUCAGGGGGGUGCGUUGGCGUCUUCUCGUGAUGCGGCUCUACCUUCACCGAGGACACGCAUCGGUGGUACGCCAGGAUUCGAAGGGGUCCUAGGCGAGUCGUGGUCUUCUCGGAGACGGGGUGAUAGUCUGUCGAAACCUGGCGCGGAUACUAUCGCUCGAAGGGACCGUGAGCCCACCGAUCCAGACAAGGACAUCAAGGGUUUGGACAUCAAGGAGGAGGAGGAGGACAUGGCUCUGAACGCGGAUGGGUCGGCGCAACCCGGCGCUAAGGAGACACCGCCGGUAGCCCCAGCUACAAACGGCAUUGGCAAGGCUGCUCCCCCAGAGAACGCCAGCAACAGUAGUAACGGUAUGGCGGGCCUGGGUUUGGGUAGCCAUGAACGGGGCUUAGGUUCCGACGCUCCCCGUUCUGAGCAACCUGAUGCUGCACCGUUGUCUCAGCCUCCCGGCUUAAAUGAUCUCUUGAGCGUCGAGUGGUCAUAUCUCGAUCCUCAAGGCAAUGUACAAGGUCCCUUUAGCGCAGACAUCAUGCAGCGUUGGCACAAUGAAGGCUACUUUACACUCGAAUUGAUGAUGAAGCGCACUCAUCUAGAUACGGCGUGGACGUCCGUUGGUGAGAUGGCACGUCGUGCAGGGGCUAAUCCCAUAUUCCUUACGCCGGGCGUAACAUCGUCUGCUCCGCCUGGCUUAACGCGACGUCCGGACACCCUUACGGAGGGACCCAAUGUGGACCGGAGCUCCGUUCUGCAACCCGUCCCAACUGUGUCGAGGCGUAGUUCCACGCUGGAGACAUACCUGCCCAAUGGUUCCAGUGCUUCUGCCUCGCCGCCGUCAUCCUUCGGAGGCAGCAGGUAUCUCAACGGCUCUCCUGACCCUGGUAGUCUCGAUGGGCGUGCAAGCACCAGCUUAUAUGGAGAACCCACCGUCGGACCCCGUCUGGCGACGUUGGCCUCAAUGCCGUCCAUACCAAGUCAGCGACGACAAACAUUUAAUGACCCCUUUGACUCGUCAGCGGGAAUCCGAUCAUCGUUCUCCCAUACAGGCGUAGGCAGGGGACUGGACACCCAGGGCCUCAAUGGUAUGAACGGCUUUGGCGCAGGCGCUAGUGGUCAAUUCGGUCAAUAUGCCCCGGGUUUCGACGGCCUCAACGCGGACGUGGGAGCAACAGGAUUGGGUGUAUACGGACACAACCAUGGUCUAACUGGGCUGCGUGGUGCUCAAGACCCGUCUUUGGGAACCCUUGAUCAGAGCUCCAUGCAAGACCUUGGCAUCCCGGCCACACCGUCACGCGUCGUUCACCGCGAUAUGUACGGUAAGGCUCCUGAAGACAUGCGAUCUUCACCAUUCGGCAUUCCCCCACUGAACGCCAACGAUGUCCCCUACUCUCCCAGUGUGCAGUCUGCAUCACAGGUACAGUCGAUGCCGUACUCGUCCUCGCAAGACAACAGAUCGCUGCCUUCUCAUACGCACACACCCAUACUCGAACGCCCAUCCGUUGCUCCUGUAGCUUCAUUCGGUUCGAACCAACAUCUCCAUGGUGCAUUCGUCUCGUCGCCUGUACACUCUGCCGCACUGUCCCAAUGGCCCCCGCAGCCCUCUCCUGUCACACGUCGCCCCGGACCUUUCGACCCAGACUAUCCUACCACCAGCAACACUGUUAUAACGGGAAUGACCACUAUGUCGCCCAUGCCCUACGCUCGUUCAGUACAGAACAUUCCCUCUAAUGACCAGUCUCCAUGGGGCCCCGCGGUCCAGCAAAACCGUCCAGUGAACGGAUGGGGUGCGAGCAGCUUGACGACAGAGAAUCUCGGCCAACACAAUCAAUACCAGCAAGAGGCCCCCAACCAGACGACGCAUGCUUCGGUUGAUGUUGCUCAUGGUGUCACGGCUACCGCAGCUGCACCUGCACCGGUCAAAACGACUGUGGUCGAGCCCGCUGCUUCUGCUGUCCCACCUUCGCCCGCUGAGCCUCCGCGGUCACAGAAGACCCGACCUAAGUCUACAACGACACAGACUAUCGCGCCUUCUCCCACCGUCCCGAAGGCGGCAGCUGCACCUCUUGCGCCAAUCAAGCCCCCAUCGCCGUUACCAGCUCCUGCAGCUGCUCCUGCUGUUGAGUCCAAAGCGCCUUGGGCCAAGGAAGACGAGACGAAGAAAGCCAAGCCGUCUGGCGCGCCUCUGGGUCUGCGCGAGAUCCAAGAAGCAGAGAUGAAGAAGCUGGAGGCACGCAAGGCUGCCGAGCGCGAACGCGAGCGUGCCGCUCGUAACGCUACUGGAGGUACCUCGCAAUCAGAGGACUUCCAGCCGUUCACGACGUCAUGGGGCCUUCCGACAUCGCAGGCUGGUGUAGCGCGCUCUGCGGCUACUCCCAAGGAGUCUGCUGCUUCGACUGUACCCUCUGCGACCACUCCUGCGACACCUGUAUGGACGAAUGCCGCUAAGCCGGUGUCCAAGAAGACGAUGAAGGAGAUACAGGAAGAGGAAGAGAAGCGCAAGAAGCUGGCGUUGAAAGAGAAGGAGACCGUUGCCGCAGCGGCAAAGAGGGCUUACGCAGACACAACCACCAAGCCCACUGCGCCCGCAGUCCAGACGAUGGGCGGAGCAUGGACUACUGUUGGGUCUGGUGGCAAGAUGGCAGCAGGUGCUACGCCUGUACCGGUCCGGCCGACGGUCACGACGACUGCUUCAGCGAAGGUUGUUCCAGGUGCCUCUUCUCCCGCAGUCGCCAGCGCCAGCGCCGUCCGGGCCACGGCCACGCCAGCAGCAGCCCCAUCUCCUCGGCCUGCGACAGCCACCAAGGCAUCCUCGAAGGUUGACGAAUUCCCCACGCCACCUUCGCAGGAGUUCAUGAAGUGGAUAGCCGAGUCGCUGAAGGGGCUCAACAACAGCGUCAACUUCGAGGAGAUCACGUCUAUGUUGUUGACGAUCCCCUUGGAUCCUGACCCGGACACGGUCGAGCUCAUCUCUGACCUGAUCUACGUCAACAGCACCACAAUGGACGGCCGUCGCUUUGCGUCAGAAUUCGUGAGCAGACGCAAGGUGGAUGCAGCAUCGCGCGCAAAGAACGGCACACCCGCAGGUUCAUCCGGGAAGGGCGUGUCCAUCGCCGACGUGGUCAAGGCGCAGCCCAAGCCGACGCAGCAGUCGGAGUGGGGCGGGUUCAAGGUUGUGAACAAGAAAAAGAAGGGGGGCCGUGCGUAGGAGGCGUUAAGAGGCUACGAGGACAUGAUGUGUACAGUAUGUGCUGUGUACUCCGCCUGUCGUAAUGCUGCGAGCUGUAAUGUUGUCUCUCGUUGAUGCCCGUACCGUAUCGUAGAACCCUUGGA